UUAUAAAUCCAUUGUCCGGCGCGAGCUCAUAAGGGACCAGUCGGCUCCUCGUGCUCUCAUCGCAGCCUCUCUUCGCUCUCAUAUCAGAAAAAAAACUCUCGCUUCCAUAAUGAGGGAAAUUGUGCACAUCCAGGCCGGCCAGUGCGGCAACCAGAUCGGUGCCAAGUUCUGGGAAGUGAUCAGUGAUGAGCACGGCAUUGAUCCCACAGGCACUUACCACGGAGACAGCGACCUGCAGCUGGACAGGAUCAGCGUCUACUACAAUGAGGCUUCAGGAGGUAAAUAUGUGCCGAGAGCCAUUCUCGUGGAUCUGGAGCCUGGGACUAUGGACUCUGUGAGGUCUGGACCCUUUGGACAGAUCUUCAGACCUGACAAUUUUGUGUUUGGUCAAAGCGGUGCUGGAAACAACUGGGCCAAAGGUCACUACACAGAAGGAGCUGAGUUGGUGGACUCGGUUCUAGAUGUGGUCCGCAAAGAGUCCGAGAGCUGCGACUGCCUGCAGGGCUUCCAGCUCACCCACUCUCUAGGUGGGGGAACGGGAUCUGGGAUGGGAACCCUGCUUAUCAGCAAGAUCCGUGAGGAAUACCCCGAUCGGAUCAUGAACACCUUCAGCGUGGUGCCUUCCCCCAAGGUGUCAGACACAGUGGUUGAGCCGUACAACGCUACCCUAUCGGUCCACCAGCUGGUAGAGAACACAGAUGAGACCUACUGCAUUGACAACGAGGCCCUGUACGACAUCUGCUUCCGCACCCUGAAGCUGACCACACCCACCUACGGUGACCUUAACCAUCUGGUGUCCGCCACCAUGAGCGGCGUCACCACCUGCCUGCGAUUCCCUGGCCAGCUCAACGCCGAUCUCCGCAAACUGGCUGUCAACAUGGUGCCUUUCCCCCGCCUGCACUUCUUCAUGCCCGGUUUCGCGCCCCUCACCAGCCGGGGCAGCCAGCAGUACCGCGCCCUGACGGUGCCAGAGCUCACCCAGCAGGUGUUCGACGCCAAGAACAUGAUGGCCGCGUGCGACCCGCGCCACGGACGCUACCUGACGGUGGCCGCCGUCUUCCGCGGGCGCAUGUCCAUGAAGGAGGUGGACGAGCAGAUGCUGAACGUGCAGAACAAGAACAGCAGUUACUUUGUCGAGUGGAUCCCCAACAACGUGAAGACCGCCGUCUGUGACAUCCCACCCCGUGGCCUCAAGAUGGCCGUCACCUUUAUCGGCAACAGCACGGCCAUCCAGGAAUUAUUCAAGCGCAUCUCCGAGCAGUUUACUGCCAUGUUCCGGCGCAAGGCCUUCUUGCACUGGUACACGGGCGAGGGUAUGGAUGAGAUGGAGUUCACCGAGGCGGAGAGCAACAUGAACGACCUGGUGUCCGAGUACCAGCAGUACCAGGACGCCACUGCUGAGGAGGAGGGUGAGUUUGAGGAGGAGGCCGAAGAGGACGCUUGAAGAUGCGAAGUCAAGAAGUCCUUACCAAAAUGAAACUAUCGAAGGAGCAAACCACAAGUUAUCAACACCCUCACUUAGACUCAAUAGCAUUACUAGGAAAACCUAACCGUCUUCAUACUUUAGGUUGCAGUAGAAAUUCCCUGUCAUUCAGUACCAAUAAAGUUCUCAAACUAAG
Molecule: messenger RNA, 1619 nt
Organism: Fundulus heteroclitus (mummichog)
Lineage: Eukaryota; Metazoa; Chordata; Actinopteri; Cyprinodontiformes; Fundulidae
Gene: tubb5
Product: tubulin, beta 5
Exons: 5
Coding region: 110-1444 (444 amino acids)
Biological process (GO): mitotic cell cycle; microtubule cytoskeleton organization
Cellular component (GO): microtubule; cytoplasm
Molecular function (GO): GTPase activity; structural constituent of cytoskeleton; GTP binding
Source: RefSeq, a predicted model, not a curated record